AUGAAAGUUUUAUAUUCAUGGGGAAAGGGUAAAACGGGUAAUACUUGUCAUAAUAUAGAUAAAAAAUAUCCAUCACCACCAUCAGUUUUAAUUUCAUUAAAUUUAGAUCAAUUAUCUAUUGGACCUAAUCACUCAGCAGCAAUAGUAAAUAAUGAAUGUUUAAUGUGGGGUGAAGUUAUGGGAAGAAAACAUACUACUCUCUUUAAGAUUGUCUGGAAGAGAAGAGUAGUAAGUGUUUCAUGUGGUUUUAAUCAUACACUAUUGUUAACUAGCGAAUAUAAGAUAUUUUCAAUGGGUUUUAAUCAAGUUGGGCAACUAGGUAUUGAGAAUGUAGUAGAUUCAGCGGUUCCAUUACCUGUAGACACUUUACAAAAAUGUAAUGUUAUCAAAAUUAAAGCUGGUAACAAUAUUAGUGCAGCAAUUACAGAUAAAGGAGAUUUAUAUAUUUGGGGUACUUCUAGUUUUGGUCAAUUGGGAAAUGGUAAAAUGAACCCAAAAUCAAACCAAUUUAUACCAACUACAAUUUUAGAACCAUUUAUUUCUGAACAAGAAAAGGAUAAUCCAAUUUAUCAGAAUAUACAAUAUUCAAAUGUUUGUUUUGGUGCUCAACAUACUAUAGCAGUUUCAACAACUGGUACAAUUUUUUCAUGGGGUAGUAAUCAAUAUGGUCAAUUAGGUUUAGGUCAUUGUAAUACAAAAUUAGUCCCAGUACCAGUUCGUUUUAAUAGACACAGUACAAGAAUUGUUGUAGAUAUAGCAUCCGGUAAUUUUCAUUCAUCUUUAUUAACAUUGGAGGGUGAUGUUUAUUUAUGGGGUAGUAAUCAAUACGGGCAGUUGGGUCAAGGUGAUACAAUAGAUUUAAAUGUACCAAAAAAAGUAAAAGGAUCAAUAGAAUUUAAGAAAAUUAACCGUAUGGCGUUGGGUAAUAACCACACAAUACUAUUAACAAAAGAUCAAGAUGUAUAUACCUUUGGUAAUAAUGAAUUUUACCAACUUGGUCACGGUUCUAUGGGAGGAAAAAAUAAAAUUUAUUUUCCAACACUUAUUCAAAAACCAAGAUUAUUGGUAUCAGAUAUUUUUGCAGCUGGCGACUCAUCGGCUUAUUUUGUCAUUGAUGAAAGUCCUGAUCCAAGUAUUUUAAAUAAUGGAUCACUAAAUUUACAAAAGAGUAUAGCCAAUCAAAAUAAUAUAGUAAAGAAUGCUCAUCUCAAAAUAUUUGUAGGCACAUGGAAUUGUAAUGCUAAACGAACCCAAAAUUUGGCUAGUUGGAUACUUUCAAAUUCAUUUUCCCCAGAUAUUAUUGCUAUUGGGCUUCAAGAGAUUGUAAAUAUGAAGGCUGGUGCCAUAGUUAAAGCUACUGCCGCAGAUAAACAAAAUAAUAAAGAAAAUGCGUAUCAUCCUUGGAAGCAUGAUAUAGAACAAACUCUUGCAACUCUAGGUUCAUCUCGUUAUGUCAAAGUAAUGAAUAAAGUAUUGGUCGGCUUAAUGAUGUUGGUUUAUGUUAAAGAAGAGCAUUAUCCACAUAUUAGUGAGGUUAGUGGCGCUAUAGUGCCCUGUGGUAUGAUGGGUAAAAUUGGUAAUAAAGGUGGCUUGGGUAUUAGAUUUACUCUCUAUAAAACUGGUAUUUGCUUUGUUAAUAGCCAUUUAGCAGCUGGACCAUCUCAUGAGAAGAUGGAAAGAAGAACUCAAGAUUAUAAAAAGAUUCAAAUGAUGACCUUUGAAAACCAUCUUUCAAUUUUGGAUCAUGAAAGUUUAAUUUGGUUCGGUGAUUUAAACUAUCGUAUCGAUUUAACUUAUAACGAAACUAAACAAUUGGUAGAACAAAAGAACUGGUCUAAACUUCAAGCUCACGAUCAAUUAAAUAAUGAACGUAAAUCAGGUAAAGCCUUUUUGGGGUUCAGUGAAGAACCAACUAAUUUUGCUCCAACUUAUAAAUAUGAUAUUGGCACCACAACAUAUGAUACUAGCGAAAAAAAUAGAACCCCAUCUUGGUGCGACCGUAUUCUUUAUAGAGGGGACUCUCUAAAGCAAAUAGAUUACUCCCGUCAUGAGCUUUUCGAAUCUGAUCAUAGACCGGUUUCUGGUCUUUUUCUUUUAGAAAUGAAAGAGAAUAUUAAUGGUUGGUCAAAGAUUACUAGAGAAUACCCAACACGAUCAGACUCACCAGAUCUAUUCUCAAAGAUUGCCAUUGGGACAGCAGCUCAUAAUUUCUCACCUAUUGAUAUGAAAUCAUCAAACUCAUCAAUUGGUUCUUCAGUAAUGUCAUCUUCAUUAGACUCAAAUUCAAUUUCGGGUGCUUCAACUGCAUUAGUUUCCUCAUCAAUCCCAACAAUUCAAGGAUCAAGUGAUUCAAUUAUAAUUAAAAGAAAUUUACCAGCUCCACCAAUUCCACCAAAAUCUAAAAACAUUAAACUUCAUCAACAAAUACAACAACAUCAGAUUCAACAAUCAAUGCAAAAGCAACACAAUAAUUUUAUUGUUGGUUCAUUACCAACAUUUAGUCCACAUUUCUAUUCAAACUCUCCAAAUUCAAGCGAUAGUGGCAGUUUAUAUCUAAAUACAUCUCCUCCAAUGAAACCAACUAAUUCAAAUAUUCAACAAGCUAAUAGAAAGCUUUCAUUCUCUGCUGAAGAUAUUCACACAUCUCACGCCAAAGUUUUAAGUAAUCAUAGAAAAAUUAAAAUCAGUUUGGGUAAUAAUAGUAGUAAUAAUAAUAGCAGCGAUAGUACAAUCGAAGAUAAUUUAAUUUCUUCAAGUCAGCUAAAAUUAGAAAGUUCUAAAGAAAAGAGAAAGAUUGGCUUUUCUACCAAAGAUGAAUAUAUUGGCGAAUCCCCAAGAAUGUGCUCCGAUCAAGAUAAUGAUCAUAUUGAAGGCUUCUCAUUAGAAAAAUGUGAAACUGAAAGAAACUUUACUCUUGAUGAAGACGAUAUUGUUAUUAAACCAUUUGCAAAAACUGUUAGUAAUGGUAAACGUAAAACAAUUUUAUUGCUAAAGAGUGACGAUACUAUUGACACAGCAAUCGACGAAGAUACAGUAUUAUCCCAAGUGGUUAAGGUUGAAGACCAUGAAAUGACCGAGGAUGAAGGUUUUAUUGACUCUGAAUCAGAUUCCGAUCUCUACUAUGGAGGUGAUGUAUGUUCAAGUAUGCCAUGCUUGAAAAUUGGUUCGGGUAUCGAUGAGGACAUUUAUGAUGACGAUGAUGAGAACCACCAUCAGAGUAAUCAAACUAAAGAAAGCGAUCAUAGCAAUGGAGUUGAAGAUGAAGAAGGUGGUAAUAGUACCUCAGAAGAAAAGCAAUCAUCAGGAAUAAUUGGUAACAUUGAAGUUUUAAAGGGUAUUAUUAAAAACAUUAAAGGUACCAAGGGUGAUAGUUCAAGUAGUUAUAAUAGUUUUGAUUCAGAACCAACUCCACACCAACUUCAUAACGAUGAUGUUGCAACAAAUGGUAUCUUUUUCAUUGAUUCAAUUUCGAUGGAGGCUUUAGUUAUCGAUCAAUAUUCAAGAAGACCAACAAUUGUAGAAAAUAAUAAUACAACAUCCACAUCCACAACAACUCCAAUAAUUUCAGCACUUACUAAAAUAGCAAAUGAUAAUAGUAAUAAUAAUGAUUCAUCAGCAUCGACUCCAAAUAAAUUUAUUAACGAAAUUAGAAGCUUCACGAAUCCAUCAUCACCAAGAGUUCUUUUUAACCCAAUUUUUGAUAAAUCUUAUUUUGAACUAAAUCAUAAAUCAGUAACAACAGAUAUUGUGCUUGGUAAACAAAGAUCUUCACCAACAAUAGUUUCUCCAAUUAUAUUACCAAUAUUAAAAGAAGAAUUAGAUAAUAAUAAUAAUAAUAAUAAUAAUAAUAAUAAUAAUAAUAAUAAUAAUAAUAAUAAUAAUAAUAAUAAUAAUAAUAAUAAUAAUAAUAAUAAUAAUAAUAAUAAUAAUAAUAAUAAUAAUAAUAUUAAUAUUAGCAGUGAUAAUAUGAAUAGCAAUAUGAAUAAUAAUAUUACAAAUCCAAUAAAUAUAGAAAAUAAUAAUAAUAAAAAUAAUAAUAAUAAUAAUAAUAAUAAUGAAAAUAUAGAUAACUAUGAUAAUAACAGUAUAGAUAGUAAAAAUAUAGAUAAAAAUAUUAAAGACUAUAAUAAUAAUGAUGGUGAAAAUAAUAACGAUAAAGAUAAUAGUAAUAAUAACAAUAAUGAAAUAAUUGAAAUAAGUGAAGCCAAAGAAAUAAAUACAGAAAAAUUAGAUACUGGCAACAAUAUAGAAAAUAACGAUAGUAACAGCAAUAAUAUAUCUAUAGCAUUAAUAGAAAAUAAGAAUCAAGAAACUGCAGUUUAA
Molecule: messenger RNA, 4323 nt
Organism: Dictyostelium purpureum
Lineage: Eukaryota; Evosea; Eumycetozoa; Dictyosteliales; Dictyosteliaceae
Exons: 3
Coding region: 1-4323 (1440 amino acids)
Biological process (GO): phosphatidylinositol dephosphorylation
Molecular function (GO): phosphatidylinositol-4,5-bisphosphate 5-phosphatase activity; inositol-polyphosphate 5-phosphatase activity; phosphatidylinositol-3,4,5-trisphosphate 5-phosphatase activity
Source: RefSeq, a predicted model, not a curated record